CCCGCCCGCCAUUGGGGCAGCGGCGGCGCCAUGAGCGGCAGCAGCGGCGAGGCGGAGGCGGUCCCGGUGCCCGCGGUCCCCGCCGCCCCCGCCGCUCCCCCCGCGCCCCUCGUCGCCCCCGACAGCGGCAGCAAGGCCAGCCCCGCCGGGGGGGGCGGCUCCGGGGCGGCCCCGGGAGCGGCGGGCGGAGCGGCCAGGGGCGCCGAGGGGGGGGCGGUGCCGGGGAGGGGCACCGCGCCCGUCUCGGCGGCGUCGGCGGCGUCGUCGUCGGAUGCGUCGGUGGCCAACGGAGUGUUUGUGCCGAGCAGCGCCGCCAACGGGGAGGUGAAGCCCAUCGUGUCCACCACUCCGCUCGUCGACUUCCUCAUGCAGCUGGAGGACUACACCCCCACGAUCCCGGACGCGGUGACGGGUUAUUACCUCAACCGAGCGGGUUUCGAGGCGUCGGAUCCGCGCAUCAUCCGUCUGAUCUCGUUGGCGGCGCAGAAGUUCAUCUCGGACAUCGCCAACGAUGCGCUGCAGCACUGCAAAAUGAAGGGCACCGCUUCCGGCAGCUCCCGCAACAAAAGCAAGGACAAGAAGUACACUCUGACCAUGGAGGAUCUGACGCCGGCGCUCGCCGAGUACGGCAUCAACGUCAAGAAGCCGCAUUAUUUCACCUGACGGAAGCGGGAUUCGCCCUCCGGACUCUUUUUUCCAGGGGUAAUUCCAUGCCAUUAAACCACCCGGGAAGGAGAAUUUCGUUGUGCAAAAGCCUUUUUGCCUCUUCUCUGCGCCCAAAUCCAACGCCGGAGCCGUCCCCGGUGGGGUUGGGAGGAUCCGAUUGCACCUUCUGCCGUUCCCAGGGCGGA
This is a messenger RNA of Cuculus canorus (common cuckoo), 851 nucleotides long. RefSeq names its product TATA-box binding protein associated factor 10 (gene TAF10). Gene Ontology annotation, biological process: transcription initiation at RNA polymerase II promoter. The transcript has 5 exons. Gene Ontology annotation, molecular function: RNA polymerase II general transcription initiation factor activity; promoter-specific chromatin binding. Gene Ontology annotation, cellular component: transcription factor TFIID complex; SAGA complex; nucleus. Bases 31 to 663 code for a protein of 210 amino acids. The record is from RefSeq and is a predicted model, not a curated record. NCBI's taxonomy places the organism in Eukaryota, Metazoa, Chordata, Aves, Cuculiformes, Cuculidae.